This is a messenger RNA of Anopheles coluzzii, 4995 nucleotides long. Its product is annotated as nyctalopin-like. Gene Ontology annotation, molecular function: protein binding. The record is from RefSeq and is a predicted model, not a curated record. Bases 1467 to 3647 code for a protein of 726 amino acids. The transcript is spliced from 7 exons. Lineage: Eukaryota; Metazoa; Arthropoda; Insecta; Diptera; Culicidae.
CACUCGCGCGACCGUCCCGUUUUCAGUUGAUUUUCUGCCUCGGUGCGAAGUACGCGCGUGUGUCUGGUGCCGGUGUUAGCGCGCGCGCGAGCGUUUUCGAAGUUUCGGUUCGCGUACGUAGCGGAAAUGUUGCUCGCGUAAUGUUGUUGGUCGCGUGUUGCUGCUCGAAUCGGGCUGUGCGGCAAUUUUUGUAACUAAAAGCGCACAAAGAAGAGUUUUACAGUGAUAGUGAGCAAAUAAAAAAAAAAAACAACCAAACGAAAAAGCAAAACAAAAAAGGAAAAGAUCAAACGAAGAAAGUUGCUCGCGUGAAGUGAUGCGCAUCGGUUGUGCUUUAACGAGCGUGUUUGUGUGUGUGUGGAGCGCGAUAUGUUGUUUCUUGUUUUACGACUGGUGAUGCUCAUCCCAUAAACGACCCAUCUGCACAGCGCGAGAUAAGCAGCGCGCCCGCGGUGACCCUGCGAAGUGGUCAGGCAGGCAAGCAAACACUCCUUCUUUCGCUCUCUCUCUUUCCGUCUGCUUCAACCAUCGUCUAAUGACGAUGACACAUUAUUCAUCGGCAGCAUCCACCAGCGGGCAACAGCAACAAACGGUUGCCUUCUAGUAGGCCGUGCCCGUUGCCGGAUGGAAAUUAAACGUUUCCAUGUGAUAGAAGAGAACACUCCACUCCACUCGCAUGGUUGUGUGUUACGUUCUUCCGGCUCGGUGUCGAAGAAAGAGAGUCAAAGCGAGCGAUUAAACCCAUCGGCAAAGGCACAGUGAGAUUCUGUUUGAAGUGCAAAAGUGUCUACUGCUAGAGCUGUGAUCUGAAGCGAAGGAUCUUUUUUAAAGGACGUGUAACUUUUCGAUUACCUCGGCGAGCUCGAUGCGCUCGGUGAAAGGUGCAAAACAAAUAAGUGGAAGCCUGUGGACGAGGUGGUGGUUUAAUAAUAAUAAAAAAUAAAAUAUAAAAAAACUCCAAGCAAUAAGCAACUCGAAGCAGUUCGCUGCACAAAAGUGUCCGGUGGUGAAGAGAGAUAGAGAGAGAGAGAAAAAAAAGAGCCCGGGAGGAAACUUUGACGACGCGAGUGUAAAUUUCGGUGAAUAAUGAGUGCGCAACCGGCGGCACUAAAUGCUUCUAAGCAGUGCCACCACGUUCGGUAAUAAAUAAAUUACGCUGCUGCUGCUGCAGGCUGUAAACUGGUUGCCGACGAAAAACUCCCAUACUGCCCCCAUAAGAACGGCACGACAGAACCGCCGCGUGGGGAGGCGAAGCAAUCGAAGCGCGUGAUCAAGAUGUGCAUCAAACGAGCGUGAGUGCCGACACCUUCGAAGUAUGACUGCAACCUAAAAACCACCGUGAAGAAGGAAAACUAACUCACACUACAACAAAACCAGCCGUACGAUCGUCCAACUCAUCAUCUCUCUGGAGGCAGAGAAAGAGCUAGAUUUGGGGCGUUACAAGAAAACGCAACCACCCUCAAGAGAUGAUGGCGGACUUAAGUGGCUUUGUGGCUAAUUCCCACCACCUUGAGCGGACAAUCCACCACGUCACGCUAGUGCUGCUCCUGUCACUCACCCUCCUGCCCACCGCGAGCAGCUUCUGUCCGUCGCUGUGUACCUGCGAGAGUGAUCGCAAUCUGCGCACGUCCUGCAUUAACGCGUCGCUCGAGGUGGUACCGAUCCAGCUCAACCCGGACGUGCGGUACCUCAACCUGACCGCCAACCAGAUCACCAACGUACACUUCACGCUCGCCUUCUACUAUCAGCUCGAGUCGCUCGACCUCUCGCACAAUCGGCUCGAUACGCUCGGCUCGAAAAACUUCGAAUCGCAGGAAAAGCUGCUCGCCCUCAACCUCACCCACAAUGUGCUGCCGGCGCUGCUGAAGGACAGCUUCCGGGGGUUGCGCCGGCUCGAGCUGCUCCGGCUCGGCGACAACCAGCUGGAGCAGGUCCAUCCGACCGCGUUUCAGUCGCUGGUGUCGCUGCGCCGGCUCGAGCUGCCCAGCAACCGUCUGGUAAGCUUCGAGGAGGGUGUGCUGAGGCCGCUGGUUUCGCUCGACACGCUACUGCUGGCCAACAAUCAGCUGCUGGAGGUACCGUACGGCGGCAAUCUGGAGUACCUGCGGUCGUUGCGCCAUCUCGAUCUGUCCGGCAAUCUGAUCGAGUUCGUCGCGAACGACAGCUUCGGCACGCUGCACCAGCUGCACACGCUCCGGCUGGCCGGCAACGUGCUGAUGGAGCUGGACUGGAGCGGUUUCAGCGGUUUGAGCGCGCUCCAGCUACUCGACCUGGCCGACAACAAUCUAACGACCAUCCCGACGGUGCAGCUGGCGAAGCUGUACAACCUGACCACGCUGACGCUGAGCGGCAACUCGUUCGUGGAGCUGCCGCCGAUUGCCUUCCAAAAUCUGUUCCAGCUGCGUGAGCUGCAUCUGGACCGGCUGGAUCGAUUGGAGCACAUCGAUACGAGAGCCUUCAUCGACAACACACACCUGCAGGUGCUGACACUCGACGACAAUCCUUCCUUUUCGACCCUCCCGGUACGGCUUUUCCACGGCAACCCGCACCUCAUCGACAUUUCCAUGCGACGGAACGCACUGCUCACACUGGAUGCCGUGCAGUUUCCGCUCGAUCGGCUGCAGCGCCUGAAGCUGGCGGGCAAUCCGCUCGUGUGCAACUGCACCAUCCGCUGGCUGUGGCGGCUCGUCACCGGCACGCUCGACGACGACGACGGGGACGAUCCGGACGGUGUGGCUUUCCUCGGCAAAGCGCUGGCCGAUCACACCAACAUCACGACCGUGCUGCUGAUCGACAAGGACGAGAUUGGGUGCGAUCUGAACGAGGACGGGCUGGUAACGCGUCGCAUACUGCGCAACAUGUCCGAAGGCGACAUCAACUGCCCGGCCCAUCUCGUGACCGUGCUGAGCGUGCUGCUCAGCCUGCUACUGCUAGCGCUCGGUGCUGGCGCAGCAAUCGUCUAUCGGCGCAAAACUCGCGAGCGCAAAAAGAUUCUCCAGGAGCGCAAGAACGUGCACGAGCGCAUCGUGCCGCAGAAGGUGGAUAAGCUCGAGCUGGAGCGAUAUCUGGCGCAGCAGGUGCUCUCGAACGAUUAUCGCGAGCUGCGGCCGGCCUGUGAUCUGCCGGUACGGUACGACCUGAAGUAUCCGGACCAGACGGCCCACCAGCUUGCCGUGGCGCCCGACGUGGAUCCCGACUCGGACCAUUACGAGAACAUAGACUACCUCCAGCAUCAGCGUGCCCUGGGCAGCUCGACCGCCUCGAACGCUACCACCCAGUCGAUCAUUACCAAUCCCUUCCAUCAGCAGCCACCGAGCCAGUACCACUUUCUGGCCCAGGGGCAACACCCGGCAGCUUAUCAGACGCACCAGCCACACCACCACCACCAUCACACUCACCACCCGACUCAUCAUCAUCCGCAUCAUCAGCAGCAGCAGCAAACGGCGGCAGCACCAGCGAUGACGAUGCAGCAUCCGCACAAGUACGCCCACCAUCCGCAUCACCAGCACGCCGGGGCGGACGGUGCUGCCAACAACAGCAACACCCUGCCAGUGCCUCCCGGGCAGCGCAGCCUUAACAACUACUCACCGAACUUCUUCAUCUACGUCCUCUACUCGCAUUUCAUACUGCUGCUGCUGAUGUUAUGAUGAGGUGCAGGGCAUAGCGCUGCAGGGUGUAUGGUGCGAUAGGGCAGGCGCGUCGCGCGACGCCGCUCCUCUCGUGGCUGGCUGUCAAUGAAGCAAUUCAAUCAAACUCUCAAAACAAUCGAUCGAAACCGGUGCUGAAUGUGUGUUUAUGUACAGAAUGUGUGAAAAAAAAAAAGAUUUUACUUUCAUUUUCCUGUUUUGUUUGAGAUUUUCCCGAGUUGACGUCGCUGCAUGUUACUCAUGCAGGCACGGCAAGGCUAGUAAGACAUAACAGCAAACUGCAAUUGUACAUUAUACGGAAACUCCCAUGGCAACACUCGUACUAGACUAAUGUUAACAAACCCCGUACGUAAGGUUCAGAUGACUUGUUUUAGUUUUUAUUCUUCUUCGCUGCAAAAAAAUCGUUCAAAUGCGCCAUAUUAGAUUAAGAUAUUUUGUUUUUAUUAACACGCAAUUGUACUGUAGGAUGGGUAAGGAAGGUCUUUAGAAAAGUCUUUUAUUGAUUGCAACUGUUGAUAUGUUGGCAGCUAAUUGUGUUUUGAAUUGCAUUAUAUGAUCCGAUUUUUACUUCUUAAUUUAUCUUUACCUUCUAACCUACUCUACACUCUUGUGUCUUUACUCUUAGGGACCUUUUGUUUACUUCCAACUGUUUAUUUUGUGCUUUAUCUGCUAAGCGUUCCUCUGUGCUUCCUGUUUGGCCCUACACUAACAACUUUUUAGCAAACCUUUCUGCAAAAUUAAUACCUUUGUACAGUAGAUAGAGAUAAUUUAUAUUUUUACAAAUAACAAUUACGAAAAAAACACGAAAAUUCAUUCAAAAGGAGAAAACAGAACAAGCUAACUCACAACAUGUACAUCGUGGAAAAAAGAGGCAUAAAUUUGAUAAUUGAAUGAAACAAGAAAUGAGUAAAAGGAAUGUUAAAACAAUGUAAACAAAAAGCGAUAAUCUAAUAAGAGUAAACUAAACAAUGGAUAGCGCAAAAGAGAGUUCCAUUGAAGUGUAAAAAAUCAUUCUUUAGUUGUCUCCAGCAGUAUAAACAACCCCCAUUAUAUAAGCCUGUUUAGCGGAACAUUUUUUUGUACGAAAACAAAACAUGUGAAAAUUAAAAGCAAUCAUGGAAAAGAGAUAAAGGUUAGCAAAAGAUAAAACAUUUGAUAAAAAAAAGGUGGAAACUAAUUGAACAAGACAAAAACGCGUAAGAAAUGUGUAAUACUAUUGAUAAUAUUACGAAUAUGUUAAACUGAGUUGUUAUAAGACUGAGCUAGUUGGAGAAAGGUAAAUAAAAAAAAAACAAACAUUAAAAAGGCUACUGAAAAGAAAAUAAAUUUGACUACUGAAAAAUGCGAA